AGGCGCAGUAGUGGACAGUUGGUAGUGAUAACCAUUGGGGAUCAUAGUUCAGUUCACUUCAGUUGUUUCAGCCAUGCCUUCUGCGCCUUCUUCCAAGCUUUACGCAGACGAUGUUACCCUUUUGAUGGUUCUCCUCGAUACUAAUCCUCUUUUCUGGAGCUCCUCUUCUGUUUCUUUCUCUUCCUUUCUUUCUCAUGUACUUUCGUUUCUGAAUUCAGUUCUUCUCUUGAAUCAACUUAACCAAGUCGUCGUUAUUGCUACUGGAUACAAUUACUGCGAUUACGUAUUCGAUUCCUCCCUGGCUACCAACCAGGGCUCCGAAAAUGGAAGAAUGCCUGCGCUUUGCACAAACUUGUUGCAUAAACUUGAGGAAUUUGCUAUUAAAGACGAGAAUUUGCAUAAGGAUGGCUCUGAGAAAGGGCUUGCCUCUUCGCUGCUAUCCGGGUCAUUGUCUAUGGCUCUUUGUUAUAUACAGAAGGUUUUUCGAUCAGGACCACUCCAUCCACAGCCCCGGAUUUUAUGCUUGCAUGGAUCCUCGGAUGGACCUGAACAGUAUGUUGCAAUCAUGAAUUCAAUUUUUUCUGCACAACGUUCUAUGGUUCCGGUUGAUUCUUGCUAUAUAGGUUCUAAUAAUUCUGCCUUCCUGCAGCAGGCAUCUUACAUAACUGGUGGUGUAUAUUUGAAGCCACAACAACUUGAUGGCCUAUUUCAAUAUCUUUCGACAGUUUUUGCAACUGAUUUGCACUCUCGUACCUUUCUACAACUUCCUAAGUCUGUUGGUGUGGAUUUUCGAGCUUCGUGUUUUUGCCAUAAAAAGACCAUAGACAUGGGCUACAUAUGCUCUGUUUGCUUGUCUAUAUUCUGUAAGCAUCACAAGAAAUGUUCAACCUGUGGUAUUUGGUCAGGUCCAAUCUGACAAUGGGUCUGCAUCUAAUUCUAACCUGAAGAGAAAGACUACAUAAACAUGAUUUUGCUUUUCUUUGAAGCACAUCUGGUAGUUUGGUUUCUUAUCAUUUUUUCAAUUUUACUUCCAAAAUGAAACAAAUGAUCCGUACAUCUUACAUGACUUCAUUUGCGGGUGACAAACUCAGAAGACUUCUCACAAGUCACAAGUCACAAGUCACCACAGCUCAACUUCUGGGACAGGAGAAAGAACUUGAUCGGAUUGAGAGUUCUCCAAGAUAGGUUGGCUUGUGUUUCUUUCAAAUAAAACCCUUUAAACUAAUGUUUGAAUUACAUAGCCGAGAACAUAUGAAUAUAUCUAAGAGCUUUUGUUGAAUUGAUUCCCUCAA
Cannabis sativa is the source of this 1292-nucleotide messenger RNA. Its product is annotated as general transcription and DNA repair factor IIH subunit TFB4. The transcript is spliced from 10 exons. The coding region runs from base 74 to 916 and encodes 280 amino acids. NCBI's taxonomy places the organism in Eukaryota, Viridiplantae, Streptophyta, Magnoliopsida, Rosales, Cannabaceae. Gene Ontology annotation, biological process: nucleotide-excision repair; regulation of DNA-templated transcription. Gene Ontology annotation, cellular component: transcription factor TFIIH core complex; transcription factor TFIIH holo complex. The record is from RefSeq and is a predicted model, not a curated record.